ACACAAUGAUGCUUACCCAUCAGUCGAACAAGCUAACGGGAUGAAGUUAUUCUACUCUGACAAUAAACAACCUUCGGUGAUCAAUUUUAAGCGAGAUUCCGCUUUGGACAAGAUGAAAUUACUAGAUGUACAACGAGAUCCAGUCACCGAAGUAGAAGAUCGUCGACCUGCUUCUUUCAUCAUUGGAGGUAGAACCAAGUUAAUCUCGGGGCCUAUCAGACUUGAUCAAGCAACUCAAACUGAACUUUUAUGGAAGAUGAUCAAUGGAACAGUAUCUUCGGAUGGGAGAUUAUCAUUCGGUCAGAAGAAGAAGAAGAGGGGAUUGAAGUUCAGACUUUGAAGGUAGUCAUCUGGGGAGAGAAAAGGAAAGAUAGUUGCAAAGUGAUUUUGAAGGAGUUGAUUUUGUUUUCUUAGCUCGAUUUGUUCGUUUCAGGAUUGUAGUCAUUUAUGUAUUUUGUUCUCUAUCCUCUUACCUACUUCUUUUUGCUGAUCUGUGGACCAGGAGAUGGAUAAUUUAUCCAACCUUUUUUUAUUAAUUCAUUACAUCUGUUUUCAUAAAUCUUUCAAUUUAUUGUUUUAUCGGGUAACUUGCCUUCAUCUAUAUUGACAUUAAGAAUCAUCGACCGAUAAUAAAAAAAUCCCUUUUUUCCCUCUCUCAAAGAAGCAACAAAACCAAAUAGAAACUAUUAGUUUUAUUCUUCUUUUGCUUCAUUCAUAUAAUUUAUUCUUAUUUUUGAUUUUCUUCGUCACUCCUUUAUAUGUUUUCUUUUUGCUGAAAAUUUGUUUAUGAAAGAGGUCAUUUAUCAGUAGAAGAGUUGCUCAAAUGUCUUUCUUCUUUGUCUGUUUUGGCUUUUGUCUUUUUGAUUUGUAUGUGUGCGCGGACUUGAUGAUCUGAUUGAAGUGUUCGAACAGACUACCUGUAACGGCUAAUUGGCUAAACAAUAAAUACUGACUCAAUCCAUCCUCG
This is a messenger RNA of Melampsora larici-populina 98AG31, 967 nucleotides long. RefSeq lists its product as uncharacterized. Lineage: Eukaryota; Fungi; Basidiomycota; Pucciniomycetes; Pucciniales; Melampsoraceae. The record is from RefSeq and is a predicted model, not a curated record. The transcript is spliced from 2 exons. Bases 41 to 340 code for a protein of 99 amino acids.